This is a messenger RNA of Aspergillus steynii IBT 23096, 2151 nucleotides long. Its product is annotated as putative 5'-nucleotidase. Gene Ontology annotation, biological process: nucleotide catabolic process. The record is from RefSeq and is a predicted model, not a curated record. The transcript has 4 exons. Gene Ontology annotation, molecular function: hydrolase activity. Bases 80 to 2074 code for a protein of 664 amino acids. NCBI's taxonomy places the organism in Eukaryota, Fungi, Ascomycota, Eurotiomycetes, Eurotiales, Aspergillaceae.
ACGGUGAGCUGAUCCCCGGAUUGUCCGCCGCUCUCCUUUCCUCUUCCACAUUCCUCCGAGAUCGACUCCUGAACCCGUCAUGUCUGCCGUCGAGAAGGACGGCCUCUCUGUCACUCAUGCCUGCGAAAGAACCGGCACCCCGGAUCUCCGGUUGAUCCACUACAACGAUGUCUACCACGUGGAAGCAGGAUCCGCGGAGCCCGUCGGCGGCGUCUCUCGAUUCCAAUCCGUCAUCAACUACUACCGAUCGGACGCCCGGUUCGCGGGACAACCGGACCCCCUUACCUUCUUCUCGGGCGAUGCCUUCAACCCGAGUCUCGAGAGUACCGUGACAAAGGGGAAGCACAUGGUGCCGUUUUUGAACAAGGCUGGAACGGACGUGGCGUGUCUUGGGAAUCACGAUCUCGAUUUCGGCGUUGCACAGCUGCGCCACUUGCGCAGCCAGUGUCGCUUUCCGUGGCUGCUCGCCAAUGUUCUCGAUCCCGCUCUAGGAGAGGAUGUGCCUAUCGCGAAUUGUGAAAGAACGGUUAUGUUGACUUCGUCUACGGGUGUUAAGGUGGGAGUGAUUGGCUUGGGAGAACGAGAGUGGCUAGGAACGAUCAACUCCCUCCCACCCGACCUGAUUUAUAAAUCCGCCUCCCAGACGGCCAUCGAGCUGGUUCCCCGUCUCCGCGAGCAAGGUGCUGAGAUCAUCGUUGCUGUCACCCAUCAACGUGAACCGAAUGACUAUAAACUGGCGAAGAGCGUCCCGGAAGGACUGAUUGACAUUGUUCUUGGAGGUCAUGAUCACUUCUACGGCCAUGCGGUGAUCAACGGGAUUCAUGUCCUGCGGUCGGGGACCGACUUCAAACAGUUGAGUUACAUCGAGGCUUGGCGGAAAGAAGGGGGUGGAUGGGACUUCGGCAUCAUUCGGCGGGACAUGUAUCAGUCCAUCCCCGAGGAUCCCGCCGCAGUGGCUUUGGUUGAGAAGCUCACAUCCAGUUUGAAGUCAAAGCUAGAGAAACCCAUCGGAUACACGUCACGCCCGCUCGAUGGGCGGUUCUCAACCGUCCGACAAAGGGAGUCGAACCUCGGAAACUUUGUCUGCGACCUGAUGCGAUUCUUCUACAACGCUGAUUGUGCUAUUAUGGCCGGCGGAACGAUCCGAGGAGACCAGAUCUAUCCCCCGGGCAUCCUUCGGUUGAAGGAUAUUUUGAAUUGUUUCCCAUUCGAGGACCCUGUGGUCCUACUGCGCGUCCCCGGUCGCGCCUUGAUGGACGCCCUGGAGAACGGCGUCAGUUUAUUACCCGCCCUCGAAGGGCGUUUCACCCAGGUCUCCAACAUCUCGUUCAGUUACGACCCGUCCGGCCCCCCGGGAUCCCGAAUCAACUGGGCCAUGGUCUGCGGCGAGCCCAUCAACUUCGAUCGCACAUACACCCUAGCGACCCGGGGCUACAUGGCCCGCGGCAAGGACGGAUUCGCAUCAUUGCUCGUGAAGUCAGCCGGCGGCGAGGUAGAAGAGAUCGUAGACGAAGAAAGCGGCGUAUUAGUGAGCACUCUACUCCGCCAAUACUUCCUCAGUCUGCGGGUAAUGGGCAAAUGGCAACGCUUCAGCAAAAGCAUGACACGCCACUGGGGCAGCGUGCACAAGAACCUACACGCAAACGGAUGGCUCAAGCCCGCGUCAUCCGGCACAUCUCCUGUGUCCGAGAAAAUCCCGUACCAACUGCGGCGCCCGUCCCUCAAGCGCAGCAAACAAUACCACUACGGCCGAUUCGCCGACCUCGACAAAGACAGCAGCCCCGACCGCAGCGGCGAAGACGACGACAUGGACUCAGACUCCGACACCGACCCGGAGAUCCUGACCUCCCCGCAGCCGACCACCAACUACGUGACGCUGCCGGCGCGGUCCACCGUCGAGGAAGAACAUCGACUGCGCGUCGCGCGCUGGGCCACGCGCAAAUGGAUGCGCAGGGCCGGACUGCAGCCGUCUACCGUGGAAGACGUGGACGAGGGACCUGGCGUCACGCCUACCUGGACUCCUGGCAUUGCGCCCCGUCUGGAGGGACGGAUUGUGAUCGAGGGGCCGAAUUAGUCGGGAUGAGCAUCGUAUAGCAUGAGUUAUGAGAUAUGAUUGUACUGCGAUAGAUUUGAGCAGAGUGAAUAUAGCAU